Molecule: messenger RNA, 3438 nt
Organism: Protopterus annectens (West African lungfish)
Lineage: Eukaryota; Metazoa; Chordata; Ceratodontiformes; Protopteridae
Gene: NOTUM
Product: notum, palmitoleoyl-protein carboxylesterase
Exons: 12
Coding region: 1203-2747 (514 amino acids)
Molecular function (GO): hydrolase activity
Source: RefSeq, a predicted model, not a curated record
UAUGUUGCACGUUUUAAAUGCCCCAUCCCUCCCAGUGUUAGUACUUGCUGCUACCCACCACUUGGUAAUUCCUCACCAAAUUAGCAUGGAAUCCACUUCCUAAAGUCUAGCACUAUUGAACUCUGCUGACUUCGUCCUGCUGUUUUCGCUCUCUCACUUGCAAAUCGUAUGUUAAUUGUUCUGUUAAUGACUUGGCACUGAGCAGCUGAACAUGCAUUUAAUGUUUAAAUUACCCCUCCCGGCGGGUGGCUGGAAGGCAGGCGGUGCCUACCAACCUCGCCUCCUAAGGGUUAAUCCUCGAUCUACCUCCCUCCCCAGUCUUCGUUCUCUGCUUGGGAGCUCUAGUAUGGCUCUGCAAACUGAGUGACUGUUAUAAAAAAGUGCAAGGAUUCCCUAAAAACCUGUUUCGAAGAGGACUUGGAACGAAGAAAAAAAUCAAAACCGCGAAAGCAAGGCAACAGCAUCCUGGCACAUUCCAUAAAGGUGACUUCCAGGAUAAAGGAGCACUUCCUAAAAUACUCAUGACAGCAAGGAAGGAGGGAGGGGGAAUGCGAGAGGAAGGAGACGUCUUGUGUUCCCUUUGAUCCUGCUGAGGGGCCCCCAAGUAGAUAAAACGUGUCACACAGCAGCUUCCAACAGCACUCCGCGGACAGCAACUGUACCAACAUCAGGACCAGAGGUCAGAGUCUAGCACCGACACCAGCACCUUGGCACCAAAGUCUAGCGCCGUGAACAGCACCUAGGAGCCAGUGCCAGCAGCGACACCACCACACGCAGGAUCACUGAGGGACCAGCACAGAGAGACUGGAGUUAGCACCGGGGUCAACCCCAUCUGGGACCCGUGGCUAGCAGCUGAAGGCAGAGAGAAAGAACAGUGUCUUAUAUGAUACCUGCAGACAGUGACUUUUGUGAGCAGCAUCAGCCGAAGGCAGUCCACCACAAGAAUAACUCAGUGAGGUGAGCCUGUCUGCAUAAAGCGUGCAGAGGUGACUGGUGGGGUUCAGAGCCCAGCAAACUGAUUGCUUAGGCACACUGCUGGAGAAACACAAUUCAUCUAAACGGGAAACAAUACAGAGGAGCUGCUGUAAGCAGAGAACAGACUUCUGGAGGCAUAACCUUCUGCUACGUGAGUUUCUGUUACAUCUUGCAGUGUAAACACAUUAUAGUCCAUUAUUUUUAUUAUUCGCAGUUCAGGAGUUAGAAUGACUGUCAGUGUCUGCCAACAGAGUCGUCUCACCAUGCUAAAGCUGCUGCAGGCAGUUUUCUUUCUGUUACUCUUACAGCUUAGCUCUGCAGUUUCCAAAAAGAGCUGGCGCAGCAGUCGAGGGAGUCCCCAGCCUCGUCGAGGGAGCACACAACCCGCCUCAGGCCGGGAGAAGGGUGAUACAGGUGGGGUAGCUGAGGAAAGCUUUUCACUGGAUUUCACGGCUGUUGAAAGCAACAUGGACGACUUCAUGACUCAGGUCAAGAACCUGGCUCAGUCUUUGUAUCCCUGCUCUGUCCAGAAACUUGAUGAAAAUAUGAAAUUACACUUCUUGGAGAAUACUUCAGUCACCUGCAAUGAUGGCACCCCAGCUGGAUACUAUCUCAAGGAGUCCAAAGGCAGCAAACGCUGGCUGCUCUUCCUGGAAGGUGGCUGGUACUGUUUCAACAAAGAGAACUGUGAUGCCAGAUACAACUCCAUGAGACGAUUAAUGAGCUCCAAUGAGUGGGCUCCCACGAGAACAGGAACAGGUGUUCUGUCUUCUCAACCAGAAGAAAAUCCUCAUUGGUGGAAUGCUAACAUGGUCUUCAUCCCGUACUGUUCCAGUGAUGUUUGGAGUGGAUCUUCUAUGAAAAGUGACAAAUAUGGCUAUGCCUUCAUGGGGGCACUGAUUAUUGAAGAGGUAGUGAAGGAGCUCGUCAACAAAGGCUUGGACAGUGCAAAGGUGCUGCUGCUAGCCGGAAGCAGUGCUGGUGGAACAGGUGUACUGUUGAAUAUGGAUCGUGUGGCAGACCAACUCCAAGCAAUGGGUCUACAGGGCAUUCAAGUUCGAGGUCUGUCUGACUCCGGCUGGUUUCUUGACAACAAACAGUACAGACGAACAGACUGCAUUGAUAGCAUAACCUGUGCUCCCACUGAAGCCAUUAAAAGAGGAAUCAGGUACUGGAAUGGGAUUGUUCCAAAAGGGUGCCGACAGCAGUACAAGGAAGGGGAGGAAUGGAACUGUUUCUUUGGCUAUAAAAUCUAUCCAACACUGCGAUGUCCUGUCUUCAUCGUCCAGUGGCUUUUUGAUGAAGCCCAGUUGACCGCUGACAAUGUCCACCUGAGUGGGCAGCCUGUCCAGGAAGGUCAAUGGACAUAUAUUCAGAACCUGGGUCGUGAGUUGAGAAGCACACUGAAAGAUGUGUCUGCAAGCUUCGCACCAGCCUGUUUGUCCCAUGAAGUAAUCACCAGAAGCCACUGGAUGGAGAUUCAGGUGAAAGGCACCUCCUUACCUCGUGCACUUUACUGCUGGGAUCGCAGCCUCCAUGACAACAACAAGCCAGGCAGGGCUCCAAUAAAAGGCUGUCCUGUCCAUUUGAUUGACAGUUGUCCAUGGCCACAUUGCAACCCCACAUGUCCCACUAUCCGAGAUCAGUACACCGGCCAGGAAAUGAAUGUCAUUCAGUUCCUUAUGCACAUGGGCUUUGAUGUACAGAAAAUGGCACAGCAGCAAGGCGUGGAGCCCAACAAACUUUUGGGCAUGCUCAGCAGUGGCAGCUAAGUAACUUUGGAGAAAGGUACAUGCCCUAUGAUUGUCUUCUGUACGACCCCAAAAAUAGCACCAAAAAGUGGGUCUCAACAGGGCCUCCAACUUAACAUGAUUCUGAGUAAACAUACAUCCAGGAACAAGAAAUGACAAGUCAGCUGUUUCAUACCUGUCUUGUACCUUCCUGUGGCACUGUCCAAAUUACAGACUGCAGGACUGCAGGGGGAGCUCCUCCGGAAGAGGAAAGCAAGAAAAAGCCCUUCAUUUUCUUCACAGACCUCAUAGUUGCAACCUUCCCAAAUGAAGUUAGAGAGACUCUCACGUGGUUUAAAGCACUGGAUACUCUGCCCAAUUAUAUCAAAGGGAGAGAUCACUUGGCUGUCCCUAGAACUGUAUCAUAAUGUACAAAGAGGCACAAACUAUAAAAUGAAUUUGUUACGCUUGUACUUAAUAACUAUUUUAUGAAGUGACUUUUUAUUACUUAAAGAAUGUGUCAAAGAAAAGCUAUAAUAGGAAUGAUAUUGUGCAACAUAUAAAUCUCACAAGGUCCUUUGGUCCUAUUUAUUUUCUGUAAAUCAUGUUUAUAAGUAUUGAAGAAGGCAGAGAGAUAAUUACGUACAAUGAUCUAAAGUGUAAAUAUUACUUUUUGAUCUCAUGUCUUGUAACAAAACAAAACUUCUACAUUAUAUUAAGUAUUAAAAUUCCA